UCAGGGCAUCAACUUCCCACACCCAUAUUGCAGGUUGCGCAGCCCUGGUCCCUCAGAGUCGAAACUUUAGCUCCGUGCUUCCGCGGAGAACCGGGAGAUUUGCGAUGGCGCCUAAGCAGGCGACGUUAGGCAAGUUCUUUGCCGAAGCGAAUGGAGCGAAGGCGAAGGUUGCGCCGGCGCAGCAAACAAAGUUGAGCUUCUCUACCAAGGGCAAGAGCGAAGCGGACAAGGAGGAUUCCGAACCCUUGAGCAAAACGGAGCAGGAGGAGGAAAAGGUGGAGGUGGAGAAGGCCGAGUCGGGCAAAGAGACCGGCAAGAAGCGAGUGCGGCCUCCCAACGCAGGUAGAGCGGCGGCUAAUGAAGCGGCGACGAAGAAGAGCAAAGAGGAGGUGGUCGAGGACGAUGAUGCUGAGGUGGCCGCGCCUGCUAGCAAGCGGCCAAGAAGGGGAAGGAAAGUGGUUGAAGAUGAGGAAGACGACGAAGCCAUGGAGGAUGCGACCGAGCCGGAGACCAAGACAGCCAAGCGCUCGACGUCUCCAAGAUCCAAAUCGCCACGGAAAGGCGAACCUGAGCCGGCAGCUGCCAUGAAAACAGAGGCGGAAGAGGACACCCCUGAGUCGGCAUCCGAGCUAGAGGACGAGGAGCUCCAGGACGAAGAAGAAAAGUCGGAGGUGGCGGCCAAGGCGCGGCAGACGGUCCAGGCCAGCCUCAAGUCGGACGUCAAACACCCGUACCCCGACUGGAAGCCUGGCGAGCCGGUGCCGUACGCUGCGCUGUGCAAGACCUUCUCGCUGAUCGAACUCACUUCCAAGAGGCUUGAGAUCAUGGCGCACUGCUCGCUGUUCUUGCGUCAGGUUCUCAGGCUCACGCCAGCGGAUCUUCUGCCCACAGUCCUGCUCAUGAUCAACAAGCUUGCCCCUGACUACGCCGGCAUUGAGCUCGGCAUCGGCGAGUCGCUGAUCAUGAAGGCGAUAGGCGAGACUACGGGCCGCAGCUUGGCCGUCAUCAAGCAGGACCAGAAGGAAAUCGGCGACCUCGGCCUGGUGGCCGUGAAGUCUAGGUCCACGCAGCGGACCAUGUUCAAGCCCAAACCGCUCACCGUCCAGGGCGUCCAUAAGGGGCUCAUGGGAAUUGCGACCGUUACUGGCAACGGCGCGCAAGGGAGGAAGGUGGAUGGGAUCAAGAAGCUCUUGGCGGCGGCGGAUGCGAAUGGCACCGGCAAGGUGGACAUCACCAAGGAUAAGGGCGGCCCGAGCGAGGCGAAGUACAUCAUUCGCUUCCUGGAAGGCAAACUGAGGCUGGGCCUGGCCGAGAAGACGGUCAUUGUGUCGCUGGCCCAGGCCGUAGUGGCGCAUGAGGCGGCGAAGAAAGGCAAGGUGCCGAGCACGAGCGACAUCGAGAAGGGCGAAGCGAUUCUGAAGACGGUCUACAGUGAGCUGCCAAGCUACGAUGUCAUUAUCCCGGCGAUGGUAGAGCACGGCAUCAUGAACUUGAGGGAACACUGCAAGCUGCGGCCUGGCGUCCCGCUCAAACCCAUGUUGGCAAAGCCGACCAAGGCCAUCACCGAAGUGCUCGACCGCUUCGAAGGCCGGACGUUUACAUGCGAGUACAAGUAUGACGGGGAAAGAGCGCAGAUUCACUACGUCGCCAAGGACACGGACGAAGAGCUCAGCCAGUCGGCGUUGAACGCCACCAAGGAGGUCGGGCGCGGCGUAGCUGCCAUUUUCUCGAGAAACUCGGAAGACCUGUCCAAGAAGUACCCCGACAUCCUCGCCAAGCUCCCAACGUGGGUCAAGGAGGACACCAAGAGCUUCGUGCUGGACUGCGAGUCGGUAGCAUGGGACGUGCAGGAGAAGAAGGUGCUGCCCUUCCAGCAGCUCAUGACGCGAAAGAAGAAGGAUGUGAAGGUGGAGGACGUCAAGGUCAAGGUGUGCGUGUUUGCCUUCGACCUGCUGUACCUGAACGGGGAGGCGGUCGUGGAGAAGCCGCUCAGGGAGCGCCGGGAGCUGCUGCACAAGGCCUUCCAGCCCGUGGAAGGCGAGUUUGCGUUCGCCACGGCCAUGAACGGCCAGGAGCUGGACGAGAUCCAGACAUUCCUCGACGAGUCGGUCAAGGCGUCCUGCGAGGGCCUGAUGGUAAAGAUGUUGGAUGGCGAGGAGAGCGGGUAUGAGCCGAGCAAGCGGAGUCGAAACUGGCUCAAGAUCAAAAAAGACUAUCUCUCCGGCAUAGGCGACUCGCUCGACCUGGUGGUGCUAGGCGCCUAUCACGGCAAGGGCAAGCGCACGUCGGUCUACGGCGCGUUCCUGCUGGCGUGCUACAACCCAAGCACGGAGACGUACGAGACGGUGUGCAACAUCGGCACGGGCUUCAGCGAGGCGGCGCUCGAGGAACUGCACGCGUCGCUCUCGCAGAUCGUCAUCGACCGGCCCAAGCCCUUCUACGCGCACAGCUCGGGCGGACAGCACCAACCCGACGUCUGGUUCGAGCCGCGCUACGUGUGGGAGGUCAAGACGGCCGACCUGACGCUCAGCCCGCGGUACAAGGCCGGCAUGAAGGAGGGGGUCGACCCGAGCGGCGAGAAGGGCAUCAGCCUGCGGUUCCCGCGCUUCAUUAAGGUGCGCGACGACAAGAAGCCGGACGAGGCGACGACGAGCCGGCAGGUGGCCGAGAUGUACCGCAAGCAGGAGAGCGUGAAUAAGAGCAAGGGGCCGGCCGUGGAUGACGAUUUCGAGUAUUAGCAGCAGCAGAACAUGAAUGGCUUGCAAGGGGAAAGGGGGGUCCCUAGUUGAGUACGGUUCGACCGGUAUGUCAUUCUUCCAGUCGU
Molecule: messenger RNA, 2824 nt
Organism: Chaetomium strumarium
Lineage: Eukaryota; Fungi; Ascomycota; Sordariomycetes; Sordariales; Chaetomiaceae
Exons: 5
Coding region: 105-2738 (877 amino acids)
Biological process (GO): DNA recombination; DNA repair; Okazaki fragment processing involved in mitotic DNA replication
Cellular component (GO): mitochondrion; nucleus
Molecular function (GO): DNA ligase (ATP) activity; ATP binding; DNA binding
Source: RefSeq, a predicted model, not a curated record